Molecule: messenger RNA, 3100 nt
Organism: Lycium ferocissimum
Lineage: Eukaryota; Viridiplantae; Streptophyta; Magnoliopsida; Solanales; Solanaceae
Product: type IV inositol polyphosphate 5-phosphatase 3
Exons: 11
Coding region: 875-2827 (650 amino acids)
Biological process (GO): phosphatidylinositol dephosphorylation
Molecular function (GO): phosphatidylinositol-4,5-bisphosphate 5-phosphatase activity; phosphatidylinositol-3,4,5-trisphosphate 5-phosphatase activity; inositol-polyphosphate 5-phosphatase activity
Source: RefSeq, a predicted model, not a curated record
AUAACUAUACAAGUGAUGGCAGAUAGCUCCAACUGCAAUGGACCACAUUUUUAGUGACAUAUAUAUCACAUGGAGCAGUAGAUAACAAAACACGAAAUUUCUUCUUUAACGACACGUCUGAAAGUUUAUUAACUUCAAUCCAUCAUGCUGAAUGCUGAUGGUGAUGAUGUCGAGCUAAUUCUUAAUCAUAUCCCAUUACCAAGUCACAACCAAUUUUGGCCACAAAUAUUCUUCAUUAAACUAAUCUACUUCACCUUCCUUACUUAUUUUAUUAUUAUUAACCCGUUAAUCAUCUUAAUUGAAUAUCCCUUGUCCCUAAUCCCACAGUCAAAGCCCUCUGCCAAAUAAAAAAUAGGCAGAAUAUUCAUAUAGACAUUUAAAUUUGGUCUCUACUAUCAGUUAAACAUUUUAACUUACAAAAUGAUCAUUCAGAGAUUUUCAAAAUUUAUGUGUCAUGUCAAUGUCAGUGCUCACAAGACAUAGUGAGGACAAGUUGAGGUGUCUAGACAUGCAUUCGCAGAAUUAGAGCGUUUAGUUAUUGGUCGAAAUUAAGUUAAGGUAUCUAUCUAUCUAUGUAUAAUAUGUAUAUAGCCAAAAUAAAAUAAUAAUAAAAAGUAUAUAAUUAAUGUGAUUUUACAGCUCAAAUACCGUUGCAAUUUCCACGACACCCCAGAUAGUGGUCGUUACUCGUUAACCCAUUUCCUCCUCCUCCUUCUUCUCUUCUUUGUUCCCAUUUAAAGCUCUUUAUUACUGUAAAAAUAAAAAAUUUCAACUAAUUUUCUUCUACUUUUUUUUUUUUUUUUUGGUUGCUCUCCAUAGCGUUUUUCCAUUGAAUUCACACACAAAAAAAAAAAAAAAAAAAAGAAAUAAAAAAAUGAAACACAGCUCAAGACAACAGCAUCAAACUCAGCUUUUUUGGCCGCGAGUGGUUAUGCGCAAAUGGCUCAAUAUUAGUGCUAAGGAUUCCGAUUAUAGUGCUGACCCUGACUCUGAUUCCAACUCCGGUUCUGAUUCCGAUCAAGAAUUCUGUGAAUGGCCGAGGCAGUCGCAGCUUAAGGAUGAAAAAGAAGGCCCAGUUGGCAUUGAUGAUGCUCUUCCCAGAAUAAGAAGACGAAAGUCAGAAACAUUUAGGCAACAGUAUAUUAACACAAAAGAUAUUAGAGUAUGUGUUGGCACAUGGAAUGUUGCAGGAAAAUUUCCUACAGAAGAUCUUGAACUUGAUAGCUGGUUGGAUGUUAAUGAGCCUGCUGACAUCUAUGUAAUUGGAUUUCAGGAAGUUAUACCAUUAAAUGCUGGCAAUAUAUUUGGUGCUGAAGAUACCCGCCCAAUUUCAGUUUGGGAGGACGUCAUUCGCGAAAGUCUGAAUAAAGUCCCACCGGUGAAUAAUUUUAGAUCCUUUAGUGAUCCUCCUUCUCCAUCAAGGUUUAAGCCAUCCGAAGACUUCCCUGAUAUAGAUGAAGAAAUCGCCUUUGAAUCUGACAGUGGCAGUGAGGAGGAAGUUUUCCCAAUAAAUGAAGAGUCCAGUGGCUUUGAUGAAAUCAAGGAUGAAUCUGUCAUGGAGGAUGAUACGAAUAUGAAAAAUGGUUUAGCUUUUUUGAACAAUACUUGGAGUUUGGAGCCAAUCAAUGAGGAGUUUCAAAGGCAAUUUUCUUCUUCAAAGAAGCUAGACAGGCUGAAUUGCUUUAGACCAGACGAGGAUAAAGAAGAAGCAGGCGAAUCAAAUGUGCAGUUUGCCAAAAAAUUGACAAAAUCGCUCAGUGGGACAGAAAGAAUUGGUCUUUGCUGGCCAGAGCGACCAUUGGAUCUUUUGGGCCAGCAUGUUUCAGAAAGACCUGGUUCCUUACAAUCUUUGAAAUCAUUCAAAGCUUCUAAAUCUUUUAAAGCUUACAAUUCUUUUAAGUUGCCUGUUAGUGGUCAGAAUAGAACACAAUCAGAUGUAACUCUGCUUGCAGAACUAGAUCUUAAAGCUUUGAUAAAUAGGAAAAGGAAACCACCUUACGUGAGGAUUGUAAGCAAGCAAAUGGUUGGAGUUUUUCUUAGCGUAUGGGUUCGUAGGGGCCUAAGAAAGCACAUACAGAAUUUGAAUGUAUCUACAGUUGGUGUUGGUGUGAUGGGCUUCAUCGGUAACAAGGGAUCAGUAUCUGUGAGCAUGUCAAUAUAUCAGACUUUCUUUUGUUUUGUCUGCACUCACCUAACAUCGGGUGAGAAGGAGACAGAUGCAGUCAAAAGAAACACUGACGUCUAUGAAAUUCAUCGAAGAACACAUUUCAAUGCAUUUUCUUCAAUCGGACUUCCUAAGAGCAUCCAUGAUCAUGAGCGAAUAAUCUGGCUGGGAGAUCUUAAUUAUCGUAUUAAUUUACCAUAUGAUAGAACACGGGAGCUGAUAUUAAAAAAGGACUGGUGUAAGUUAAUUGAGUGUGAUCAGCUCAGCAAAGAGUUCAAGAAAGGUCGUGCAUUUGAUGGGUGGUCCGAAGGUACAUUAAACUUUCCGCCGACUUAUAAAUAUGAAGUAAACUCAGAGAAGUAUUGUGGAGAGGAUCCAAAGGGCGGGAGACGUAAUCCAGCAUGGUGUGAUCGAAUCCUAUCACUCGGGAAUGGGAUAAGGCUUCUGAGUUAUGGGAGAUCUGAACUUAAGUUUUCAGAUCAUCGACCUGUCUCUGCCACAUAUAUGGUAGAGGUUGAGGAAUUUAGCCCCAGGAAGUUGCAGCGGGCCCUCACUUUUACUGAUGCGGAAAUUGCAAAGGAGGAAAUUGUGACAAAUAUGGGAAUAGAGAGUGGAAUGAGCCGAUUCAUAUCAAACCAGGACAAAUCUUAUUGGAUGCGCUAAAAGAUGUUUCCGACAGUUGAAGAGGCUGCAGGAUAAACAUUCCACGACUCGCAAAUUUUCAUGAGUAACGGUCUGCAUAUAUUAUUGUGAUUUUUUUAUUCUUCACCCUUGAGGCUGUAUAUUGUGUUUAGGUGAUGCAUCUUUACUGUAUAUUGUUGUUGUUGAGACUUCUAAGUGAGCGAGCUCAUUUUUGUAGUCUUCCUUCUUAGUCUAGGCUUUUUCCAGCAUGAAUUUCUGAAGCAGCGUAUAGCAAAUUAGAAAUGUAUGCAAUAA